UGGAACCACAGUUGUACAAAUCCGCAACUGUGUUGUUCAGUGAUAUUGUCGGAUUUACAAGUAUUUGUUCCACAUUUACACCAUUUGAGGUCAUGGAUCUCCUUAAUCUGCUUUACCGGACAUUUGACGCCAAGUUAGGGAAAUACGAUGUGUACAAAGUGGAUACGAUAGGUGACAGCUAUAUGGUUGUUUCCGGACUACCGGAUGUUAACGAGGAUCGUCAUGUAAGUGACGUAUCGUAUUUGGCCUUUGACCUCUUAGAUACAACCAAUCAGCUAAAAGUUCCUCAGCUGUCUCGUAGGAAUGCCUAUCUCAACAUAAGGAUUGGAAUCAACACAGGUCCAGUUGUGACCGGUAUAGUCGGAAGAAAGAUGCCUAGGUACUGUCUGUUUGGCGAUACAGUCAAUGUUGCAUCUCGCAUGGAGUCUACCGGAAAACCUCAGCAUAUCCAUAUAUCGUCGUACACGGCUGAAGCAUUAACAAAAUACCCGUACUUCAAGCCAGUGAAAAGGGGACUAAUUGAGAUUACGGGUAAAGGUAGAAUGAUGACGUACUGGUUGAUGAGGACUUGUUCUCAAAGCGAGUUACAUGUACCAGGCAGCAGACCUUUGACCCCACAAUGACAUCCAAUCAGCAACUUGAUUAUAUACCGGGUGGUCAGCGACGCGGUGACACACGUCAUAGGUUAACACAGGGGCCUGUAAUAUUGUUGUAUACUUUCAUGUCUCUCUGUAAAGCAGGCGAAGUUCAAUCUUUGUAAAUUAUAAUAACAUUUAUAUAAAUCGUUCAAAACAAAGUUGUGUAAACAAUCAGAUAUUAUCUUUAUAAUACUUGAUGCUGUUCACAUGUUACGUCAUCUUUGUACAGUAUAUGUUAUUUCGUUGCAUGUACAUU
This is a messenger RNA of Mizuhopecten yessoensis (Yesso scallop), 894 nucleotides long. RefSeq names its product atrial natriuretic peptide receptor 2-like. NCBI's taxonomy places the organism in Eukaryota, Metazoa, Mollusca, Bivalvia, Pectinida, Pectinidae. Gene Ontology annotation, biological process: cGMP biosynthetic process; intracellular signal transduction; receptor guanylyl cyclase signaling pathway. Gene Ontology annotation, molecular function: guanylate cyclase activity; peptide receptor activity. The record is from RefSeq and is a predicted model, not a curated record. The transcript has 5 exons. The coding region runs from base 93 to 623 and encodes 176 amino acids.